AUGAAUCAGCUUCAAGUCUUCAUUUCGGGCCUCAUACUGCUUCUCCCAGGUGCCGUGGAUGCUUAUACAGUAGUACAGGGGCUGGUAGGUCACCCUGUCACACUUCCGUGUACUUACUCCACACACCAUGAUGGAAGCGUUCCUGCGUGUUGGGGCCGAGGAGAAUGCCACUAUUCUUAUUGUAUAAGGACACUUAUCUGGACCAAUGGAAAUAAGGUCACACAUCAGAGGAGCAACCAAUACCAGCUAAAGGGAAAUAUUUCAGAAGGAAAUGUAUCCUUGACGAUAGAGAACACUGUUGUGAGUGAUGGUGGUCCCUAUUGCUGUGUAGUGGAGAUUCCUGGAGCAUUCUAUUUUGUGGACUAUUUGUUGGAAGUUAAACAAGAAAUUCCCACAAGUCCUCCAACAAGACCCACAACUACAGGAAGACCCACAACUACAGGAAGACCCACAACUACAGGAAGACUCACAACUACAGGAAGACUGACAACUAUUUCAACAAGAUCCACACAUGUACCAACAUCAACCAGAGUUUCUACCUCUACUUCUCCAACACCAGCACACACGCAGACUCACAAACCAGAAUCCACUACAUUUCAUCCAGAUCAGACAACAGCCGAGGUGACGAAAACCCCAUCCUAUAUUCCUGCAGACUGGAAUAACACUGUGACAUCCUCAGAUGACUCCUGGAAUAAUAACACUGAAGCAAUCCCUCCACGGAAGCCACAGAAAACCCUGACUAAGGGCUUCUAUGUCGGCAUCUCCAUUGCAGCCCUGCUCCUGCUGCUGCUUGUGAGCACUGUGGCUGUCACCAGGUACAUAAUUAUGAAAAAGAAGUCGAGCUCUCUGAGCUUGAUUCCCUUCCCAGUCUCUAAGAUUGGAGCUUCCCAAAAAAAAGUGGUGGAGCAGGCCAGAGGUGAAGACAAAGUCUACAUUAUUGAAGACAGUCCUUAUCCUGAAGAAGAGUCCUAGUGGCCCUCUGAGGCGCCUUCUGCCUGAGAAUAAAGAGACCGUCAC
Molecule: messenger RNA, 1017 nt
Organism: Arvicanthis niloticus (Nile rat)
Lineage: Eukaryota; Metazoa; Chordata; Mammalia; Rodentia; Muridae
Product: T-cell immunoglobulin and mucin domain-containing protein 2-like
Biological process (GO): phagocytosis, engulfment; positive regulation of mast cell activation
Cellular component (GO): cell surface
Molecular function (GO): virus receptor activity; phosphatidylserine binding
Source: RefSeq, a predicted model, not a curated record